Molecule: messenger RNA, 5240 nt
Organism: Erpetoichthys calabaricus (reedfish)
Lineage: Eukaryota; Metazoa; Chordata; Cladistia; Polypteriformes; Polypteridae
Product: CLOCK-interacting pacemaker-like
Exons: 5
Coding region: 743-2170 (475 amino acids)
Biological process (GO): negative regulation of circadian rhythm; negative regulation of DNA-templated transcription
Cellular component (GO): nucleus
Source: RefSeq, a predicted model, not a curated record
GCAGCUUUGAGCUGGCGCGGAUCAUAUCGGGCGACUUGCCAGCUUUUACUGUGGGUGAAUGUCGCCUUUUUUUUUUUUUUAAGUGGGAGGUUAUGAUGUCGCCUAAGGGCCCGCAGUGCCAUUUCGUUGAAGUUAUCAUUGGGUUCUCGAUUUCCUUUUAUGAAACGAUGAGUUUUGUUCACCCUGUAUGCUGAACGCUGGCUGUCUACACUUUGUAAUCCUGACGAACAGACAAGACUGCAGAACGCGGCGAUACUGUAGUUACUACAGGGAAAACAGCUGCUGAAACUGUAGUGAUGCUUGAAACUGCUUUUAAAGAGGAAGCUUUAAGUAAAACACUUGUCUAUGAGUGGUUUUUGCUUUUCAAACGAGGGGAAAUGUCAAUUAAAGACCAACCAAGAUCUGGCCGACCUUCCACAGUUAGGAAUGACGAAAAUCUUGAAAAUGUUCGCAAUACGAAUUAAGAAGAUCGUCGUCAGACUAUUGAAGAGAUUUCUGAAUUGACUUGUGUGUGUUGGAGUUCUUGCCACCUUCCCUACUCUCCUGAUCCUGCUCUGUGUGACUUUUUCUUGUUCCCUCAUAUGAAAAAAGAACUCAAAGCAAAGCGUUUUUGUACCAUGGAGGAAGUCAAAGAAAAAUCGCUGCAGGCAUUGGACAACGUUCCUCUCCUUUGGGACAAGUGCAUUCAUUCACAUGGAGUACUUUAAAGGAGACAAAAGUUUCAUUUGGCCUCCCAUGAAUCAUGGCACCAGAUGAUAAUAUUCCCAGAAAUUCCAGCAAGACAGCCAAGGAGCAAAGCAACUGUGCCACAAUGAAAGCUGAGCAUGCGGUGAUGGACCUGAAAAGAUCAGAUGGGACAAUCUCCCAUUGUGAAUCGGAAAAGGAUUCAGGCUACUCUGACACCAGCUCGGAGUACCUGCAGACUGAUUCGGAAGACCAGUCCCGCUCCUCAUCCAGAUCUAGCUUUGGUAAUAUUUCAGCCAGACAGAAAGGAGUCCAACAGAAGGGAGCAGCCUUUGAAAGCAUUGCCCCAGUAUACAUUGUUAAAAAUGUGGUUUUGAAGCAGCCACUGACACUGCAGACUAACCCUGGGCAGAUUCUUCGAAGUGAGCUGUCAUGGGGUGGGCAGCAAACCCAAGUCUUGUUCAUCCAGCAGCCAGAUGCUACAGCUAACAUGCCUCUAAAACCACAGCAAUCUCCCAAAAAACUGGGAAAGGCUAUGUAUCUCCCUAUACUUAAUUCAUACCCAAAGAUUGCACCCCAUCCAAGCAAAACCACUGAACCCAGCAAAACAUUUAAUGGAAAGGUUGGAGAUGGAGUUAUAGGCCACACCCAGAGUAAAAGAGUUUGUGUGGAAGCCGGGAGAGAUGCCAUUUCCUCCAAAAAAGUAGAAAAUGUCUCCUUUACUACCUUGAAGAAAAAUGAAUCCCAGGAGCAGAAACGCCAAACCUCAUCAGUUAGAUUCCCUAGUAAAAGGAAUUCUGUUACACAGCCACUGCAACAGCAGGUGUUAGCAACCUCUAAUGUUCCGGAUCACUGCAUUAUUUCCCCUUGUACUAAUGAAUCUUCAGUUAUAAGACCACCAAUGGUGUCUGGUUUAGAACCCUCUGUCUCUUCUACAUCAGUAAUUUCCAGUCUUCCUGGAAUGUCUGGACAAGAUGAAAGUGAUGGCAAGGAGAUAAAAACUUUUCCUAAGGUGUCAAAGAAGCAUGCUUCCAAUAUGAUGAAACAGCGACGUUUUCUCAACACUGUUGAAAUACUUAGUCGCUCUGGCCUGCUAGGAAUAACAUUACGAACCAAGGACCUGAUUCGACAGAAUCAUAGCACACAAAUGGAGAUCUCAGAACUUAAGGAGCAUACUCGGUUGCUUUGUGAGGCUAUCCACACCAAUGAUCUUGAUGCCUGGACAAAGUUGCAAGAGGUCAUGGCUUUGUCAGGCCAAUACAAGCACAUGAAUGAGUGCCAAACUGUAACUACAUCCCCUGUACCAGAGGCAGUUCCCUCUGUAGGUCAAUCAUUAUCCAAUUAUCAGCCUGUAAAUGGUUGUGGGCAUGCAGCCAGUUCUUUGCCACAACCUGAAGCUGUUGCCCUAGACCUUAGCAGCAAACGAGACUCCAGGUCCUCAAAGAAUGUUCAACCAGACAGUUCCACAAGUACACCAUGUCUUUAAAAGAAGACUCCAAGAAUCAUCUGCUUAUAAAAGAACAUUAUGUGCUACAGUUUGAUAUGCUGCCCACUGAAUGUGCGAUGUUCCUGGGUCACUAAGGUACACCUACAUUUAGCAUACUACCUUGAUCAGUAUAAAGUGAAGAUUUGUUAGCCACAGCAGAUUAAAUUGCAAUGUGGCUUUUUCCGAUUGACUUCAGGAUUUUUUUAUUGCUUAGUGAGGCCUUCAAGAGCUUAAUACAGACUUCUAAUGCUUUUAAAUAUGUGGACUCAAAUGUUGAAUCAAGGUAUACCAACUGUCAAUACCAGGUUACAAUAAUGGUUCAACACUCAAUUUCAAUCUUGUGUUUUAGAUUUAAAGGUGUUAGAAAUAAGGGAGAAACUACCAAGGUGGAAAAGUUUCAGAAAUGUAGAUUAUGAUGUGAAUAAACAAGUUAAUAUAAAAUGUACAGUGUUCUAGAGGUAACUGUACAACAGUUGCAAAGCAAUUAUGAAAGAGAGCAUGGAGAAACAUAAUGUGUUCACAUAAAACUGGUGUACAUUUACUUCUUACAGCUUGACAUUAGACAUAAAACUUAAAGAGCAGCACAGGCUACAGUAUCAGGAAUAGGAUAGCUACUGCUGCUUUCAGACAUUAACAGUCUUUCCAUUUCAACUAAUACAUAAAUCAUUAAUGCACAUCCAUGCUAAUUGAUGUUAAAUCAUGCACUGUAUCAUACUGAGCAUCAUAUCACUUGCACUAAGUAUCAGAGACAGGUGAGUAAUCCUAUCUUUACAAAUACUACCGGUCUACUUUGUGACAUCAGCAUAUAUAGUAAUGUAAUCUAAAACAUGGUUCUGGUCUUCAAAACAUUCUUAAAAGUCCAUCUAUAUUAAGAAGCUUCACCAUAGCAUGAUUUUGGAGUUAAAACUACCACAGUUUAAUUUAAAAUUUUGUAUUAUUUCAUAAGAGUUAAUAUGAAUACUGCAUUCUGUAAAAAAUAAAGAAUUUUUUUAAAAUUUUCAGCACUAUAAACAAAGUAGCUGGCAAAGUAAAUUAAUAUGUUAAAAUGCAUAUUAAAUUAGAAAUGAUAUCUCUGUGUUCUGGGUGGCAUGGCGAUCUAUUAGUUGCACCUUUUGCUGCACAAAUCCAGAAGACAGUUGGAAUCCUGGCCUAGUGAAUGUCUAUAUUUUUGGGCUGGGUUCUCUUCUCCUUAUAUUUUAGUUUUUUUUUUCAUCUAGUUUGAAGGUGUAUCUGUGAAGUAAAAUUUCAAUUUUAAAUUAUUCCAGUUCAAAGCAAGUGUAAGUGUGUGUGCAGGAGUAAGCCCUGUGAUGAACUAGCUUCUGGUCUAGCCUUGCACCAGAUGCUACUAGGAUUGGUUCCAGCACCAACAUGACCCCUAAAAUUGGAUAAAGUUGGUUCUGAAAAUUAAUGAGUGUAUUGAAUCUGUGACUUUUAUAUAAGACCCCUAAAGUGCAUAUCAAUUCAUCCAUUUUAUUUAACCUGUUUUUUUCAUUAUUGUGAACUAAAGCCUUUUCCAACAGCAUUUUGUCUCAAAGCAAUUGGAAUGUACACAGACAUAGUCCCAUCUGGCCAUUUUAAAGAUGUGAGUUUGCCUAAGAUGCAUAUGGGCAUGUGCAGAAAGCUGGACUACUUGUAGAAAACCCACUUUGCAUACAGUAGGUAUUGACCAUGUAGGUAAUCUGAUCCAGGUCCCUGAAGCUGUUUUGAAAAAUCUCACUUCAUAAAUAUAUUUCAAGUUCCAUGUUUUUAAAGCAAUGUUAUUAACUGUUGUAUUCUUACAGAAAAUACACUGUAUUAAAGUAAACAUAACAGAUUCUGAACAGUUUUCAACAAGUGUUUGAUACAUGUUAGGAAAAUAAAGGACCUGGUAAUUUUAAAUACUGAUUUGCUUGGAAAUUCUCAUUACUUAUUUCUGAAGCAAGAUCAGCAUUACUGCUGAUGAUGGACUAAAGGAUUCCUGAUUAAAGAUGUUCAGCCUUACAUUUGUUGUUCUGUUUUGCUCAUUCAUACAGUAUAUGCUUGAUAGGUAUUUGUCUGCCAUCCUUUUAACUUUUGUAUGUUAUUUUACAAUAUUUUAUAUACUGUGUACUUCUAUCUGAGAUAUUUUUGUGACAAUUUAGUCACCUUUUAGAUUUGAUCUCCUCCACUUAAGAGCUAUAUUUAAAAUAAGGCAAUUGAAGUUGACACCAGCCAAAAUCUGAUGGUUUCCCAGUGUAUAAUUAUAAUAGCAGUGAACCUCUACAAUAGUAGCAAUUUCAGCUACAAAAGUAUCUUGAUAUGUGUGUGUUUGUCUGAUGAAUCUUGUGGGUUACAGCUGAGGUUCUUCAUAUCUCUACUUCUUUUAAUUAUAUGUAUUAUGAGUAGAUUUUUUCACAUGGAAAAACAUCCAAAUGGGCAUUCUCAAUAAAUUAGUAAAUUGCGAGGGGGGUUCAAAUAUAAAUUAUUAUCAGUCAUAACUUUCACAUGUAUUAUUUGACAUAUUUUUCAUGAUAGAUCUGUACAGUAUCAGUAUUACUCAGGCGUCAUCUUUAUAUGUUUUUGGGUUUUGUUUUGUUUUUUUUAUUAAUGGUUUGAAGACUGUUUCUAAAAAUUAUUGAUACCAACCCAAAACCCUUCUUCUGAUUGCCACUUAGUAUUUGAUCGGGAAAAUAAAUAUGAUGAAGUAUUAUCUCCUGGUGUAUUUUCUUCAGUGUUCUUGUCACAGUGUUGUGCAGGCAUCCUGCAACUAGAAGAAAAAACACUCUGAUUUGAUCAGUCUUACCCUUUCAAACAGAAUGCCAUCUUUAAUUUGGAUUUGGAAAUCUUUCAUUAGUAGGCUCUAUUGAUGGUUGAUUCUUUCUGCAUAAGAGCAUUUCAUUACUGUGUUGCUUGUGGCCAAUAUUCAUUGACGUGCCUGUCUGAUUGAUUCUAUUCAGGUUGCGCAAUAAGGACAUAGCAAUGAGAAGGGGAUUAUGUGAGUGCACUGAUGGGAUAGAACAUGACACCAAAUCAAAUUCCCCAUUUAUUCUGUAAAAUGUGAAUUCAUUAAGAAGAUUAACAACAUCCAACUAAAAUGUUACUUUGUUUUCAU